GCCUGAUGCGCGGAGCUGGAUCUCAGUUCAGCGGAACUGGCGCUUGUUGACAUCCCACCUCUGGAAUGCCGUGCGGAGUCUCUCUGAAGGAAUAACGUGAACUCAGCAGGCAGCCAGGCUCCACUCUCCUCGCCUCCUUUUGUCAUCAUCACCACCACCACCACCACCAUCAUCAUCAUCAUCAUUAUCAUCAUCAUCAACUUCUGGGCUAAUGCUGUGUUUCAUACUCAGUGUCCUCUUGCUGCUGUCCACUGGGGUCCAUGGGCAAGGUCGUCUUAAGCUGACGGUCCUGUCUGAGGACAGACUGCAAAUGAAAUGGAAGGAGGCAGACGGUCCUGUUCAGGGCUACAAGGUCCGAGUGCGGCCCAUCUCAGAGGUGCCACAGCCAGAGCUGAUGCUGACCACCACACGGGGCCGGGCAACAGUGGCAGGACUGGACUCCAAUCAGGAAUAUGCCCUCCAAGUUCUCAUGCUCAAUGGGACGACAGAGAAACUUCUCGCAAAGAGACGAUUUACCAUGGAGGGUCUGCGGGAGGAGGAAAUGAUCCGCAGCGGUAGCCGAGAGCAGAGGAAGAAGUUGUUGCCAGGCGGCUCAGGGUCAGGAGACCUGGACGAUGUCACAGAGGCUUUCCUGGGCCUGCCAACAAUUCUUUAUCCAGACCCCACCACCACCACUGCUGCUCCUACUACAGAGCUCCCAGCUAUAGAAACCCCGUCUCAGCUUCCUGAUGGGGCCCAAGAGAAAAGCACCAAAGAAAAGAGGAAGAGGAAGAAAGACAAAGAGCGGGAUCGUUCAAAAGUGGAGAAUAAGGAGGAGCAGGGGACGACACAGGGCAAAGUAGCCGAGGAGAAACCUCGGAAGACAUCUUUUCCUACCCAGCCAGUGACAGGUAUGUCUCCCAGGAAACCAUUCGAGUGUGACAGCGAUGCUGCAGCAGACAUUAUGUUAUUGGUGGACGGAUCCUGGAGCAUUGGGCGCACCAACUUCAGACGGGUCAGAGAUUUCUUGGAGGGCCUGAUGACACCCUUCCACAUCGGUCCCAACCACAUUCAGAUCGGUCUGACCCAGUACAGUGGAGAUCCCCGCACAGAAUGGCAGCUCAACAACUUCACCACUAAAGACCAGCUGUUGGAGGCAGUAAGGAAUUUCAGAUAUAAGGGAGGAAACACAUUUACAGGCCAGGCACUCCUCCAUGUCAUGGAGGAGAACAUGAGGAUCGAGGCAGGUGCGAGGUCGGACACACCAUUUUUCCUUGUCUUGUUGACCGAUGGGAAAUCUCAAGAUGAUGCCAUUGCCGCGGCAAACCGACUGAAGAAUGCCGGUGUGGAGAUCAUCGCUGUAGGCGUAAAGAAUGCUGAUGAAGCUGAGUUGAGACAGGUGGCGUCGGAGCCGGUGGAUCUGAACGUCUACAAUGUCAAUGACUUCCCUCUGCUCAGCAAACUGGUGGCACGACUGGUCCACAUCCUGUGUGGGAGGAUAGAGGAUCGUGGCAUUUCAAAACGAAUGGAGCCUGGGCCCACAGCAGACCCAGCCCUCUCCUACCCGAGUCCUACUGAUCUUCGGUUUUCUGAACUGGGCUCCAGAGAAGUGAAGCUUCACUGGAUCAAUCCUGUGAAGCCAGUCCAACAGUACAGAGUGGUCUACCACAGCGCAGAGGGUCAGAGUCCACAGGAGGUGGUAUUGGCCGGCUCAGAGUCCACUGUGUUGCUGGAAGGCCUCUCCUCUCAGACACUGUACCAUGUAUCCAUCUUCCCUGUGUAUGAAGACAGUGUUGGCUUGGCACUCAGAGGAACUGUCACUACAUUGCCACUGGCCAUGCCUGCCAACCUGGAGGUGACUCCUUCCUCUUAUAGCACACUGAGAGUAAAUUGGGGUGCAGCACCUGAUGCUACACAGUACAUGAUCCUGUACUCUGCACUCAACCAUGGAGAACCUGAUGACGCCAAGGAGGAAAAAUUCAGUGCAGAUCAGACAGUGGUGGAGCUGGCAGGGUUACUGCCAGCAACAGACUACUCUGUCACUCUUUAUGCCCUCUAUGAUGAGGAGCCCAGUGACCCUGUGACUGCUGUUGCCACUACAUUCCCUCUCCCACCACCAGUCAGUGUUCAGUUCCCAAUGGUCACGCACAGUAUGAUGAGGGUGAGCUGGGUGGCUGGCGCCAUGGACGUUCCUGGCCACAGAAUCAUCUACAGCACCAACCACGGCAGUGACGUCAAGCAGGUUGAGGUAACAGGACUGAACUCGGUGCUGGUGCAGAACCUCUCCUCUCUGUCCAGAUAUCUGGUUUCAGUCCAGUCUCAAUACCCACAAGGCCUGUCUGCAGCACUCACCAGUAACAUCACUACACUAAAGGUGCCGUCCCCUUCAGACCUCAGGGUGACUAAUUUCUCAGGCAGUGAUAUCACCGUGCGCUGGGAGGCUGCGGCUGAUGACGUUGUGUCCUACCUCAUCAAGUGGAUCUCUCUCAGUGGAGGAGACCUGAGACAGCUGAGGGUGAGCGGUGAGAGUGAAGGGGCGAUCCUGGAGGGCGUGGAGGAUGAUAAGGAAUACCAGAUCUCUCUGUCUGCACUUUAUGGAGAUGGAGCUCAGAGUGAAGCUGUGGCCAUACGUUACAGCACCUUGUCUGGUGGAGGCCCAUCCAGUGUUUCAGUCUCAGAGGAGACUGCGGUCAGCAUGGUGGUCAGCUGGGUACCUCCCAAUGCUCAUGUUCUCCAGUAUCGUGUGUCUUACACUGCACUGACUGGAGCUGAAACCCAGGACAACACUGUGUUGGUCCCAGGUGGUGAAAAGCGGGUGGUGCUCGAGUCAUUGCUGCCAGAUACACGUUACAGCAUCCUGGUCACUGCCGAGUACCGCAACAGAGAAGGAGGCAGCGGUUCAGCUCAGGGCAAAACCACUAGCUUGCGGGUCAGCAGUGUGAGUGUGGUCAGGUCAGACCACUCCAGUAUCUGUGUGUCUUGGAGACCCGUGUCUGCUGUCGAUGGAUAUCGUAUUGUUGUUCAGUCUGUCAAAGACAAGCAAACAAAGGAGGAAACGGUCGAUGAGUCCAGCAGCAGUCACUGUUUCACUGAUCUGGAACCAGAGACCCUGUUUCGCAUCAGUGUGCACUCACUUCUCGGCUCAGCAGAGGGCGCUGCCGUCUCCAUUCUCCAUCCAACAGCCACAGCUCCAGCCAGAAUUCCCAUCCACCCGCGAAUGUACCCCAUCCACAAUGAAGUGUGUCCUGAAGUCACCAUCAGGAACAGCAUUGUUAAAGGAUUUGACAUGAUGGAAGCGUUUGGUCUGACUCAGAGAGCUCACUCAUCUGUGGAGGGCGUGGCUGCUGAGCCUUUUAUCUUCAACACCCUCCCCACCUACACCCUGUACAGAGACAUCCAGCUGACACAGAGCACUAAGUUCAUCCACCCUGCAGGCUUCUCUCCAGAGCACACCAUCAGCAUUGCCUUCCGUAUGUUGCAGGAUACACCCAGGGAGCCCUUCGCCCUCUGGCAGCUCACUGACAACGACUUCCAGCCCAAGAUGGGAGUGGUGCUGGACCCUACGACCAAGCAUCUGGUGUACUUCAGUCUGGACUACAGGGGGGAAGUGCAGGAACUGACCUUUGACCAGCCGCAGGUCCACAGACUGUUCUAUGGCAGCUUUCACAAGGUUCACCUGUCUGUCAGCCAGGUGAGUGUGUCCCUGUCUGUGGACUGUCAGCAUGUGGGUGAGAGGCCCGCUCGCCCACUAGGCAACCUACCGACUGACGGCUUUGAGAUGCUGGGAAAACUGGUAAAGACCAGAGGACCCAACAGCGGAUCCGCACCGUUUGGGCUGCAGUCCUUUGAGAUCGUCUGUAACACCACAUGGCCUUCAGAGGAUACGUGCUGUGAUCUGCCUGGAGUGAGAGAUGAGGAGAGCUGUCCUGCCCCAGCGUACUCCUGUACCUGUUCCUCCGACAUCCCCGGGGCUCCCGGUUCCCCUGGACCAACCGGAAAGCCAGGUCCUCGUGGUGAGAAGGGUGAGAAGGGAGAUCAAGGCGAAAAGGGAGAGGUGGGUCCUCCAGGAAAGCCUGGAUUUGAGGGAGGUCUUGGGCCCCUGGGCAACACAGGGCCCCGAGGCAUGACUGUGCAGGGCAAAGCGGGUCCACCUGGUGCAAGAGGGGAAAAGGGAGAUUCUGGGCGACCAGGAGUCCAGGGUUCACCGGGACCUCCAGGUCCAAAAGGGGAGGAGGGGAUUCCAGGCCCCAAGGGCAUUAGAGGGGUUGAAGGUGGCAUCGGUGCACCCGGCAUCACUGGACUCAGGGGUUUCCAAGGAAUGCCAGGACACCCAGGGCCUUUAGGGGAAAGAGGCCCCUCAGGACCUGUGGGACCAACGGGUCUGCCAGGGAGUAAAGGGGAACGAGGAGAGAAGGGGGAACCUCAGUCUAUGGCCAUGAUCUACCAACUGGUCACACAGGCCUGUGAGCAACUAGUGCAUAAGGAGGUGUUGAAGCUCGACAUGUUCAUUAAUGAAAUAAAUCGUAAGCCAGCUCCUAUUGAGGAACCAGUGGGGCCACCUGGGGAGCCUGGCAUACCAGGGCCCAAGGGCCCACCAGGCGCCAGGGGCACCCAGGGCCACGUUGGCCCAAGGGGGAGACCUGGCAGGUCUGGAUACCCAGGAGAACAGGGAAGGAGAGGUUUGUCAGGGGAGAAAGGUGAUGCAGGGAGCAAUGUCCAGGGGCCCACAGGGGUCAAAGGAUUCGCAGGUCCUCCAGGUGAGUCCAAGCUCGGAAUUGCAGGCUCCAAAGGAGAUGAAGGUAAGCCAGGACCCCCGGGGAUCCCCGGACCUCCUGGACAGCCAGGCGAGAGUGGACCACCGGGUGUAUGUGACAGCAGUGGAGGCUGCAACAGAGCCCCUCAGCAAACAGAAGACCCUUAUUAUGGCUACCAGCCUUGAGUGGAUAUGAACAAGCAUGCAGCAAUGGUCAGGUGACUGUUGGAAAAGACGAUGAUUCCUUUGGAGCUCAAUGACAGACUGGGAAUGGAGCUUAAAAACAAGCACCACUGAAGAGGUUUGGUGUGUUGAACUUGCCACUGACUGAUGUGGAAGCUUUACAAGCUUCAUCAAGUGUGAGAAAAGGAAUCAAUACAGGAAGGAUCUUUCUCUGUCCUCUUAUUACAGUGUUCUUUGACAUAAAAUAAGGCAGAGAAAUGAACUAAGAAUAAGUAGAAGCUUUCUAAUAUAGAAUAGUGUUUUGAUGAAUAGAUAGCAUCAUAAAGGAAAAUAUUUUCCCAUUGGGAUCAGUCAAGUACUGUCUUAUAAUGUACACUAUAUGCGCACUGAAACCUUCUUUCUAAGUUUAUGUAUUCAUGCACUGUAUCAAUGCUAAGUAGGUUAGCCAUCUGUGGUACAUUUCUAUUUCAUUUGCCAUUCUAACCUUAACUGCCUCAAGAUAAUGAAAAAGCGUAAUCCAUGGUGUAAACGCCUCUUUUUGUUCCAUGGUAUAAAUGAUGCUGUGAGAAUGUCUGUUGUCAUGUGUAUGAUCGUUUGUAUAUUGUUUAUUAUAUUUACUGUAUACAGUUCAUGUAUGAUAUUUUAUACUGCACCUAUUCGUAUUGAAAAUUCAGGUUUACAAUUUCUGAUUUCUUGGGGGUUUGGGUAUUAAACAUUACAUGAUGAUGUGCGUGUGUGUGUGUGUGUGCGUGCGUGCAUGUGUGUGUGUCAGACAGAUGUUUGGUUUUUUUGUAUGUAUAUAUGUUUUUUUAUCUUGUUAAUAAAACACCAUAUGAAUA
Molecule: messenger RNA, 5754 nt
Organism: Chelmon rostratus (copperband butterflyfish)
Lineage: Eukaryota; Metazoa; Chordata; Actinopteri; Chaetodontiformes; Chaetodontidae
Gene: col20a1
Product: collagen alpha-1(XX) chain
Exons: 42
Coding region: 212-4918 (1568 amino acids)
Molecular function (GO): protein binding
Source: RefSeq, a predicted model, not a curated record